This is a messenger RNA of Lactuca virosa, 1137 nucleotides long. NCBI's taxonomy places the organism in Eukaryota, Viridiplantae, Streptophyta, Magnoliopsida, Asterales, Asteraceae. The record is from the annotation of a GenBank genome assembly.
AUGCCAAAACCCCAAAAAGGCAGUAAAAAAUUCAAUGAGGAACCCCUCCGACGAGUCCCCUACAAAAAACCUCCAUUCACCAUUGGAGAUCUCAAGAAAGCAAUCCCACCUCAUUGUUUUAAUCGGUCAAUCCUCUACUCUUUCUCUUACCUUAUUUUCGACGUAACUAUUUCCUUCAUCUUCUACUAUAUAGCCUCCAAUUACAUCCACAUCCUCCCGCAAAACCACUCUUACGUUGCAUGGCCUAUUUACUGGAUCUUACAAGCGACUAUCGUAGGUGGUGUUUGGGUCAUAGCCCACGAAUGUGGCCACCAUGCCUUCAGUAACUACCAAUGGCUUGAUGACACUGUUGGCUUUCUGCUACAUUCUUCUCUUUUAGUCCCUUACUUCUCUUGGAAAUACAGUCAUCGUCGCCAUCACUCCAACACUAGUUCACUUGAAAAUGAUGAAGUCUUCGUCCCCAAACUAAAAUCCAAUCUCCCUUCAUUACUUCUCUACCUAAACAACCCACUUGGCCGAAUCCUCCAUCUCCUGUUCAACCACGCCCUAGGCUUGGCUUUGUACCUGAUCUUUAAUUAUGCUGGCAGGAAAUAUGAUAGGUUUGCAUGCCACUUUGACCCAAACAGCCCUAUUUACUCCAAAAAUGAACGUGCUCAGAUCUUUGUUUCUGAUGCUGGGAUCCUUGUUGUCACUUACCUACUCUACCUUCUAGCAAUGAACAAAGGAUUCACCUGGGUCUUUUGUAUUUAUGUUGCGCCACUGCUCAUUCUCAAUAGUUCACUUGUUACUGUUACAUACUUGCAACAUACGCACCCUUCUUUGCCCCACUAUGAUUCAACAGAAUGGGAUUGGUUGAGGGGAGCCCUUGCGACAGUUGAUAGAGACUAUGGGAUCAUGAAUAGGUUAGGCCACAACAUCGCUAAUACACAUGUCAUCCAUCAUUUAUUCCCGAAAAUACCUCAUUAUCAUGCGAUGGAGGCCACAAAAGCAAUCAGGCCUAUAUUGAAAGAUUAUUACAAGUUUGAUGAAACGCCUGUUCUGAAAGCCUUGUAUAGAGAAGCAAAAGAAUGCGUAUAUGUUGAAUCAGAUGAUAAUGAAGAGGCCAAGGGUGUCUUCUGGUUUGACAAUAAGUUUUAA